This is a messenger RNA of Penicillium digitatum Pd1, 993 nucleotides long. RefSeq names its product SET domain-containing protein. Lineage: Eukaryota; Fungi; Ascomycota; Eurotiomycetes; Eurotiales; Aspergillaceae. The record is from RefSeq and is a predicted model, not a curated record. Gene Ontology annotation, molecular function: protein binding.
AUGUAUCUAACUUGCUACCUGCCAGCUUAUCUUCGCCUUGAAGUGCCUGACGAAGCCCCAUUCGAGCUGAGACCCUCGCUAGGCAAAGGAUGGGGUGUUUUCGCGACAAGACGCAUUGACCGAGGAGCUCUAAUUUUGAGCGAAAAGCCAACCUUUAUAAUCCGGAGGUCACACACCGAUAUCACAGAUUACCAUAUUGCUAUGGCGUUUCAGCAAUUGUCGCCAAGCCAAAAAGCACAGUUUUUACUCCUUCGCGACAACGGACCAAGCUGUCUUACAAGUAUGAAUAAAGCUUUUGCGGAAAACUCGUUCAACGUCACUUCAGACCUCGACGAGCCCGAAGCUCAUGGCCUGUUUCCCCUUCACUCGCGCUUCAACCAUUCUUGUAUACCUAACUGCAAAGUUCCAACUGUGAGUAGAGAGGUCAUUUCAAGCUUUGCGACUAGGGACAUUGAGGUUGGCGAGGAAAUCAACCUCUGUUAUUAUUCAGAUUUCGAAUGCAGGACUAGAUAUGAGCGUCAUCAAGCCCUGGGUUUCACUUGCGAUUGCAGGGCAUGUCUACCUGGCACGACUUUCCAACAACUUAGCGAACUGCGACGGCGAUUGAUUCGAGGUCUCCAAUACCUAGCACGCGGUGUGGACUUGUAUGGGCAGAGACAGAGUCAUUCUAUUAUCGUCGACUCUACAAUGAAGUUUGUCGCAGAAACUUUCAGCAUCACUCUUUCCGCUAGAUUGAUUUAUGCUCUUUUGUCAAUUUUCUUUCUCGAAGAAGAGGGCUUGCUAGAUGAUUUUAUGGACGCAAAGUUAAGACCGAGCUUAACCAAAACGGUGCAACUAUUCAAGUCAGAGACCAACCGAGGCGUUGUUGGGCUGGCUAUGGAGCAGAACACCUGGGUACAGAAAUUGCAAGUGGCAUUCAGACUAUAUGGCCAAGAAGAUGCUGCCGAUUAUGAAGUGAGCCUGGCGCUACGAAAGUUGCGCCCAUUUGCUUAA